CAUCAGCCCUUGGCAUUUCAUUAUAGUAGAUGUACAACAAUGACAGGAAGUUCUCUUGAUUGUUGGCUUAGACUGCUGUAUCUUUUCGUACCAAUCACUGGAGUCUAUAACUAUGAAUUCAAAAAUUAUAUUUGUCUUGGUGAUGCAGCGGAAUUUCUCAACGCAGAAGAUUUAGUAUGCAGAAGUACGCUAGGAAAAGUAAAAGAGUGGUUAACGAAUAAAUCAAACGAUGCAAAAUGUGGCUCGAACGCAGUUUCCGAAGUUUCUUUCAAAUACGAUGAUGCCAGAAAGGAUUUUCAAAAAUUUUCUUUUCAUACAGCAAAACUACAAAUCUUAAACGAGGAUAAAGUCAAGUCAUUUACAACUUGGAAACCAAUUGCUUGUGCUAAUGCUCGGGAUCGUACAUUUGGAACAUUUUUCAUCAAUUUGAACUGGCAGAUUAAUGUUGAUUUAAAACUGGGAGAAUCAUGUAACGAAGAUAAUCAAUGCAUAAAAACUGGUUACAACAGACAUUGUGACAGAACAUUUUCCAUUUGUUCGUGUAUAAAUGGAUUUACAGAAAUUAAUGGUCAUUGCUUGAAAAGUGGAUUGAAAGUUAAUGACACCUGUUUAUAUGAUGAGCAAUGCAAUAAAACAACCAAUAGUACUAUCUGUAGAGAACACGUUUGUGUCUGUAUGACGGAUUAUAUUUAUAAAGAUGGAAUAUGCCAGCCAUUUUUUGCAGAAAUUACAGCGACUGACUGGUCCCAAGGCAGGUGGUCCAAAACUACAGCUGCCCUUUUGAACCCCGAAAACAAUAUUUACAAUCAGACAAUCACGAAAUCGAACAUAAGACAUCUGAUUGUUGCAGCAAGUGCGGGAUUUACUUUGGGCAUACUUGGAUGUUUAAGUGCAACAUUAAUCAUCAAUAGAUGCAACAGAAAAUGUAAAUAUAAAAGGUGCAAAAAGUUACCGAUUGUAAAUAAUGUGAGCUAUGAAAAUGAUGUAAAUUUUUCUCCCCACAUGGAAGCAGAAGCCUCAUUUUCAAGGGAACAAGUCAUAUUCACACCAGAAUACACAAAUGUUGGAGGAACCGAGCAUGGAGACUCGGAUACAUACAACCAUCUUCAUGAGAGAACUUACAGGCCAGACACGAAUGAUUAUGACCAUGUACAGCAUAUAAGAGGUGUAUUGAUCAGUAGAACUUUGAAAACUUAGUUUACAAAACUGUAAACAAAAAUACUUUCUUUAAUUAUAAAUGCUUGUAUUCUGCAUAUGUGUGUCAAUAAUAUAAAUGAGUUAAAGUU
Messenger RNA from Saccostrea cuccullata (small rock oyster), 1286 nucleotides. RefSeq lists its product as uncharacterized. NCBI's taxonomy places the organism in Eukaryota, Metazoa, Mollusca, Bivalvia, Ostreida, Ostreidae. Bases 40 to 1197 code for a protein of 385 amino acids. The transcript is spliced from 10 exons. The record is from RefSeq and is a predicted model, not a curated record.